This is a messenger RNA of Closterium sp. NIES-65, 3786 nucleotides long. Lineage: Eukaryota; Viridiplantae; Streptophyta; Zygnematophyceae; Desmidiales; Closteriaceae. The record is from the annotation of a GenBank genome assembly.
AUGUACAUCACUCUCUACUACAUAGUCACCCGUCUCCCUGACUCCCCUCUCGUAGUUUGGGACCACUUCCUCUCAGUUUGCCCCACCACUCUCACCGUUGACCUCCUCGAGAAGGCCCUCCUAGCAGCAGAAAAGAGCAUAGUAGCUGUAGGAGCCUCUCGUGGUGACCCUCGCACCCCCAUCUUUGAGGGGUGUUCCCCCUCCCCUCUUUUGCCCUCUGUUGCCUCUGCUGCUGCAGCCGACCUCGUUGGUCUCGAGUCGGCCGGUGCGGCAUCUAACCCUAGUGGGAAGCGUUGCUCUGGCAAGGGCAAGGGGAGCAGGGGCGCUGGAGGAGCUAGCGGGGGCGGUGGAGGCGGCGGUGGAGGCAGUGGAGGGGGUGGGGGUGGUGGUGGGAGUGGUGGCGGGGGUGGAGGUGUCGGCGACGGCAGUGGAGGCGGAGGCGGCGGCGGCGGUGGCGGUGGGAGCGGAGGUGGUGGAGGUGGCGGAGGUGGAGGAGGCGGUGGCGGAGGAGGAGGAAGAGGAGGUCGUGGCUCUUCGCAGAGGAGUGGCUCCGGUGGUGGUCAGCGCCAGCAGCAGCAGCGCAGUCGGGAGACCCUGUCCCCUCAGCAGCUCCGUGAGUGGUACGCUGCACGCCAGCGUGGUGGGGGUACUGGUCCGUGCACCUACCUCCUGCGCACUGGCGACCGUGCGGGUGAGCAGUGUGGGGGUGCGCACCCCACCCAGCGCUGCUUUGGCCGCCUGACAGACGCUUGGCGUCACCAGUUCCCUGAGGCCACUAAGAUCCCUUGCUGGGGCGAGCUGUCUAGGGCAGGGGUAGCUAUCUUUGACCUUUACUUUGAUGCUAUUCUUGCUGCUAUGUAUACUGUGUCUAUUAGUGAGGAGGGUGACUGUGACCGGUGUUUCCCGCCCAACCCGGGCAUUGAGACUGCUGCUCUAGGUGCUGGUGAGGCUGUUGCUCUUGGUGCUAGCAAGGCUGCUGCUCUAGGUGCUAGUGCGUCUGCUCCCUCCAGUACUGGUGAGUCUGCGCUCUCAGUUGCACUCUCCCUGGCAGACCCCUCUGGGGAUCUUGUCCUUGCUCACUUCUCCACUGUCCUCCCGUGUCCGGCGGCCCCCUCUGGCACCCUGUCUGGUCUUUACCUCCCCUCGUUCUCUACGAACUUGGUAGCUGCGUCGGGUCAGGUGUUUGCUGCAGCGUCCAAGUCUGGUCCUGAGUCUGCCCCCUGCUCUUGUCACCUCCUGUCUCACGAGACUCUCCUCUGGCACCACCGCCUUGGUCACCCCUCCCUGCUUCGUCUCCAAACCAUGGCCUCCCGUAUCCUUGUCUCUGGUCUUCCCCGGUCCCUCUCUCCCCUUCCUCCGGGGCCUGGCCCUACCUGGGUCCCCUGUGUCGAGGGGCGGCAGCGGGCUACCACUCACUCCUCCCAGUUUCCUCCGACAGAGGCCCCGCUGCAAACGCUUUACAUGGACGUGUGGGGCCCCGCCCGCGUCCGUGGACAGGGUCACGAGCGCUACUUCCUGCUGGUGGUUGACGACUACUCACGUUACACCACAGUCUUCCCCUUGCGCAGCAAGGGCGAUGUCAUUGAGGUGUUGAUCGACUGGAUCCGCGCAGCUCGUCUCCAGCUCAGGAGGAGCUUCGGCUCGGACUUUCCUGUUUUGCGUCUGCACUCUGACAGAGGCGGAGAGUUCUCCUCUGGCCUUCUGCAAGCCUACUGUCGUGCACGAGGCAUCCGCCAGACCUUCACGCUUCCGAACUCUCCACAUCAAAAUGGGAUUCCUGAGCGCCGCAUUGGCAUGGUUAUGGACGUCGCCCGUACGUCCAUGAUGCAUGCAGCUGCCCCCCAUUUUCUGUGGCCGUUUGCGGUUCGGUACGCGGCGCAUCAAAUCGACCUUCAACCCAGGGUCUCCAUGUCGGAGACCUCCCCAGCUUUGCUGUGGACCGGGAACAUUGGCGAUGUGUCUGUGUUCCGUGUCUGGGGAUCUCGGGCGUUUGUCCGCGACUUGUCUGCGGACAAGCUGUCCCCUCGUGCUGCUCCUUGCGUCUUCCUGGGUUUCCCCCCUUACGUGCCAGGGUGGCAGUUCUACCACCCCACCUCUCGCCGUGUGUCCCACUUAGACGGUGUCGAGCCUGUCAAGGUCGCUGGUGACUCUGGUGCUGCUGAGGGUGCUGAGUCUGGGGGUGCAGACUCUGGGGGUGCUGAGCGUGUGGGUGCUACGCCUGGGGGUGCUGAGCCUUGGGGUGCUGAGUCUGGGGGUGCUGAGCAUGGGGGUGCUACGCCUGGGGGUGCUGAGCCUGGGGGUGCUGAGCCUGGGGGUGCUACGCGUGGAGGUGCUGAGCCUGGGGGUGCGGAGCCUGAGGGAGCUGGGCCUGCUGGUGCUGUGCCUAGCGGUUCUCCGAGUGUUUCUUCUCGCCGGGAGCCACUCUCUCCACAGGAGCUACGUGAGUGGUUUGCCCGGCGCUGGAGACGAGCUGCUGGAGCUGGAGGUGCUGCGGGUACUAGAGGUUCUUUUGCUGCUGAGGGAUUUGGUGCCACGGGUCCCGGAGGCGCUCGUACUGGGAGUACUGGAGCAGCUGGACCUGCGGGUACUUCUGGAGCUGGAGCUGCUGCGGGUGUUGGCGCGGAGGCUACUCCUGUUGGUACUGGAGGCGGUCCUGCUGGGGGUACUACUAGUGCUACUGGAGGUACUGAAGCUAGAGCUGCUACUGGUGCUGGUGCUACCACUGGGGGUGCUGGUGCUGUCCCUGCUGUGUCUGGAGUCGCUGCACGGCCUCGGCCGUACUUUCGUCCUCUUCCUCUCCCUAGCACACAACGGAUGUCUUUGCGUCCCUCCACUGCUCCUCUGCGUACCCCUUUGCCUUCUCCUCCUCUGUCUUCUCUUUCUGCUCUUGCCGACCCGGAGUCGGACUCUCUUCGUGCUGCCAGUCCUACUAUCACGCGUCUCCUUGCUACUGUUAUCACUGACCCUUCCUUUGAGUCCACUGCUGCGUCUACCCUAGUUGCUGAGCUCGUCAACUUUGCUGCUCGCUGUCGCCUAGACUACGCCGCCAGUCUUGUUGCUGAGUCUGAGUCUGUCUGUCCUCCGUCCGUCGGGGGUGAGUGUGCCCUUGGCACGGACGUCCUUGAGGACAGGCAGGAGGAGUUUCAGUGCUUGGCUGCUGCUUCACCUCAUCUCGUGUCCGUACUGCUUACCCCUGAGGGAGAAUCGGAUGCACUUGACAUCCCGACUCCGCGCUCUUACGCGGAGGCGAUAGAGGGUCCCUACUCCUCUCAGUGGCAGGCAGCUAUGGAUGCAGAGAUGGCUUCGUGGAAGUCCACGGGCACCUACGUUGACGCUGUUCCCCCUCUUGGGGCGAACAUCGUCAGUGGCAUGUGGAUUUUCAGGGUGAAGCGACCGUUGGGUUCUUCGCCUGUCUUCAAGGCGCGUUACGUGGCUCGUGGCUUCAGUCAACGGCAGGGAGUUGACUACUUUCAGACCUUCUCUCCCACUCCGAAGAUGACCACUCUUCGAGUACUGCUGCACAUAGCUGCUCACCGUGACUACGAGCUACACUCUCUUGACUUCAGCACUACUUUCUUGCAGGGCAGCCUGCACGAGGAGAUCUGGCUGCGCCGCCCACCUGGAGCCAUGGCUGCACAGGAGCUUCGCUGGCUCACCUACCUGCUGACUGACCUCGAAGAGCCGCCUAGUUCUCCUCCAGUGCUGUACGUCUACAACAAGGCCAUGCUGGCCCUGUGUCGGGAGCAGCGACCGGAGCACAGAACGAAGCACAUUGCUCUCUGCUAA